Molecule: messenger RNA, 3304 nt
Organism: Trichomycterus rosablanca
Lineage: Eukaryota; Metazoa; Chordata; Actinopteri; Siluriformes; Trichomycteridae
Gene: adam22
Product: ADAM metallopeptidase domain 22
Exons: 31
Coding region: 305-3061 (918 amino acids)
Biological process (GO): proteolysis
Cellular component (GO): postsynaptic density membrane
Molecular function (GO): metalloendopeptidase activity
Source: RefSeq, a predicted model, not a curated record
GUUUCAGGGAGGUGGUUUGCUGGUUCGCCUGCUGCUCGGAGCUGAAAUCUGCCUGAACGCGGCUGUACUGGACAGUACUGGAGUAGACUGUUCGGAACUGGACUGGGCUGAACUGGGCUGUAGUGUCGCUCCUCUUUACGGGGCUCGGUGCGCUACGGAUGCUGCGGAUUGCGUCGCUAAUGGCAACCGGGGCUGGAUAGCGCGCGCGAGCCGCUAUUGUGUGCAGCAGAGAUGCGCUAAAGCGAGGAGCGGGUUUAGGAUUCAGCAUCGGUUCGGGUUUUGUUGAGGAUUUGUGGAUUUGCUGAUGAUGGAUGUAGGAUUGGGGCUUCGCUUGCUGUGCGUGUACGGAGCGCUGUGUGUUUGCGCGCUCAGUUUCACCAGUGCAUCUCCUCUCAGCGGUAACGACUCCUUGAGAGCCAUGCGGGGAGACAGCAGGUUUCUUGGUAGGGAGAACACAGUACCAGUCCGCUUAAUUUACAGCACUGAUAACGGAGAGACUGCGCAUAAUGUCAUCAGCACGCGGGUCCGUUCGAACACAGACCCCGAACAGAUUAAUCAUUUGGCCCAGGCCAGUUUCCAGGUGAAAGCAUUUGAUCAGACAUUCAUCCUGGAUGUGGAACUGAAUCACAAUCUGUUGUCUUCAAAGUAUGUGGAGAGGCAUAUAUCAGAAGAUGGGAAAUCAUUCAUCUCCAGGGGUGGGGAGCACUGUUACUAUCAUGGAAAGGUGCGAGACAUUCCUGAAUCGUUUGUGGCGCUGUCCACUUGCCAUGGGAUGCAUGGGAUGUUUUUUGAUGGGAAUCACACAUACCUGAUUGAACCAGAUGAAGAGGACAAGGACAAAGAGCAGGACCAAAUGCACAUGAUUUAUAAAUCUCCAGGCUUCCAGCCUCCAGAUGGUUACAUCCCACCACUGAAUCUUGCAGAAUCACCAUUCCAGAGCCCUCCAGUCUUUACUGGAACAGAACACAGGAGAAAAAAGAGACAUGUGUCACAAAGUUUACACACUGUCGAGGAAGAGACCAAAUAUAUUGAGCUGAUGGUUAUUAAUGACCACCUGAUGUAUAAGAAGCAUCGGCUUUCAGUCGGCCAGACAAACAACUACGCCAAGUCGGUUGUAAACAUGGCUGAUUCUAUCUUUAAGGAACAACUAAACACCCGGAUUGUUCUGGUUGGUAUGGAAACAUGGGCAGCAGACAACAGGUUCAACAUAAACGAUGAUCCAAUGAUCACGCUGCGAGAGUUCAUGAAGUACAGACGCGACUUUAUUAAGGAGAAGAGCGAUUUAGUCCAUCUGUUCUCCGGCAACCGUUUCCAUAGCAACUGGGGCGGAGCCUCAUAUAUAGGAGGGGUGUGUUCACUGACUAAAGGGGGCGGGGUAAAUGAGUAUGGCAAAACCGACGAGAUGGUCGUCACCCUGGCACAGUCACUGGGGCAAAACAUUGGCAUUUUCUCUGACAAGAAAAGGAUUCUCAACAGGGAAUGCAAAUGUGAUGAUAAAUGGUUUGGCUGUAUAAUGGAAGAUGUUGGCUUCUACCUACCCAAAAAAUUUGCAGACUGUAACAUUGAGGAGUACCAUAACUUCUUGAACAGCGGUGGUGGAGCGUGUCUCUUUAACAAACCCUCUAAGCUGUUGGACCCUCCAGAGUGUGGGAACGGUUUUGUAGAGCCGGGAGAAGAAUGUGACUGUGGAAGCCCAGCAGAGUGUGCUAAAGAAGGAGAGAACUGCUGUAUGAGGUGCACUCUGACUCAAGGUUCCAAAUGCAGCAAUGGGCAAUGUUGCAGUAACUGUCAGAUGGAAUCUGUGGGUGUGAUCUGUAGAGAGGCAGUGAAUGACUGUGAUAUACCUGAGAACUGCACUGGAAACUCCAGCCAGUGUCCUCCAAAUGUCCACAAGAUGGACGGCUACACUUGUGAAAAAGAUCAGGGACGAUGCUUUAAUGGGCGAUGUAAAACAAAGGACAGGCAGUGCAAGUACCUGUGGGGGGAGAAGGCAACAUCUGCUGAUAAGUUUUGUUACGAGAAGCUAAACAUUGAGGGUACAGAGAAAGGAAACUGUGGAAAAGACAAGGAUACAUGGAUUCAGUGUAAAAAGCAGGAUGUGCAUUGUGGAUACCUGCUGUGCUCAAAUAUUUCACCUGCACCAAGACUGGGAGAGCUGCACGGAGGACUGACCUCGUUCUCUGUGGCCCAACAUAGUGCAUCGCUAGACUGCAGUGGAGGUCAUGUGAUGAUUGAUGGAGAUACUGAUCUUGGAUAUGUAGAGGACGGUACUGCAUGUGGUACAGAUCGAAUCUGUUUUAACCACAAAUGUCUGCCAGUUCAAGAUUUCAACUUUAGCACCUGUCCUGGUACCAAUGACAAGGUCAUAUGCUCUGCACACGGGGUGUGCAGUAAUGAACUGAAGUGUGUGUGCCACCUGGGCUGGACAGGUGAUGACUGUAACUCCACAUCUCCCUUCAUCUACCUGGUAAAGGGACCCACAACUAUAUCGUCAGGCAUCAUCAGUACCAACAUCAUCAUUGGUGCCAUUGCAGGAUCAAUACUUGUAUUGGCCCUUAUACUGGCGAUCGCUGCCUGGGGCUACAAGAACUACAGACAGCGGCAGGAUGCUGAAUCUGAGGUGCAUCGGCGAUUCUGUCGGCAAAUGCCACCGGGCGAUUACGUAAAGAAGCCGGGCGAUGCCGACUCUUUCUACAGUGACGUUCCGCAGGGCGUAAGCUCCAACUCAGGCAGCAGCUCCAAGAAGAGGUCCAAUGGAUUAUCCCAUUCUUGGAGUGAGAGAAUCCCAGACGCCAAGCACAUUUCCGAUAUUUGUGAAAACGGACGACCCAGGAGUAACUCGUGGCAAGGAAAUAUAAGUGGCAGUCGGAAGAAGCUGAAAGGAAAGAAGUUCCGUCCUCGUUCCAACUCGACAGAAACGCUAUCUCCUGCCAAGUCUCCUACUUCGUCUACAGGCUCGAUUGCCUCAAGCAAAAGGUACCCUUACCCGAUGCCUCCACUCCCAGAUGAGGAAAGGAAGGCCAACAGACAAAGUGCCAGGCUGUGGGAGACGUCAAUAUAAAGAAUCUCACAAUCCCAGCAGACGUCCGUAAGGAUAACACAUUCCUCCACUUUUAUACUAAUAAAACAAGUUAAAACUGCAGAAUUAAGGUCCUCCAGCAUUAGCAGGUCGACUGGAGGAUGCCGGGAAAAAGAGUGAGCACUUUUGAAGAGAACAGCCAUCAUCCCUCAUCACUGUUGGACAUGCUUGGGUUGAAGGAGAAAGUCCUGCACUGGUGCAGUCAGAGACCCGUUCAAAAGAAGC